GAGAUCAGGCUGAAGUGCGUCUCUUGUAGUUGUGAUUGUGCGGGACUUAGCAGUCCGACAUCACGGACCGGGCUUAGUGUACGUACAUGGUACUUAGAUUUUCGAGUACCACCCCUAUUUCUGCGUGAGUUCGUCGUACCAAAUGGGCGAAUCUCAUAGUUCAAGGCUCGUCCUUGCGACUUAGAAUCAUACAGCAUGAAGUCAUCAUCAAGUAAAAUCAUCAUGACUAUGUGUGACAUCAAUUACGCAUCAUGUUAUCAUCAUCAAGUACAUCAAUUACAUAGAUGUCAUGUAAUCAUCAUCAAGAACAAGUAUAUAUGGAUUAUAUGAGUAUCAUGUAAUCAUCCUCACAAGCAAAUUGAUUUAUUGUGCCAUCAUGUAAUUAUCAUUAAAUAUUUAUCAUCAUGAUUCAUCAAAUUGUCCAUAUGAUAUAAUGUGCCAUAUUAUGAAUAUUAUUAUUAUACUUUUUGUGGACAUAUAUAUGUAAAUGUAUAUGUCUAUGAAUUAUUCUACAAUUCUAGCGUGGUACCACUCAGCGGUUUCGCUGAGCGUGUAGUUUGUAUUUUUUUCGUUGACUACACGUAGGUAACAAGAAGACAAUGAUGGAACCUUUCCCGGAGGGCAUUGAGUCAGAGGAGAUACAAGGAUGACAGGCAAUGUUUGGUCAAUAGAUUUUAAAAUGUGUCAUGAUUUGAUUAUUAUUGUACUUCCGCAUUACUCUGAAAAUAUUUUUAAAUAGGUCGCGAUCGAGAGUCUGUAAAUUUAAUAUUUAUAAGUAAUUGUCAUUUUCAAAUGUCAAGCGAAAUUUUUAUUUAACUCUCGUUUCACCUUAAUUUGUGUAAUUCCGGGUUAUACAGAUUGGGGUGUUACAUAAAGGGAAGUGUGCCAGUCUUCGACGAUUUCAAGUGGUACAACAGUAAGCUCGCACAACGAACUUGCUAUGUACCAGGGUGUGCCAUGCGAGUACGAUGACGACGACGUCGAUUUUGACGUGCUCGGAUGGUGGAAGCGGAACGAACACAUGUUCCCAUGUCUCGGCAUACUAGCAAGACAAGUGUUAUCCGUCCCGGUAUCAACCGUAGCAGUUGAACGAGAAUUCAGUGCUGGCGGCAACAUUCUAACCGACUACCGAAGUUGUCUUAACGCUGAAUCUCUUGAAACACUGGGUUGCAACCAAGAUUGGCUCUUGGCAAGACGUCGGGCUCAAGAGUCAUCGUACCAACUCGAAUCGGAGCAUUACAUGAAUGCAACCACAGAUGGAAGUCCGAGUUCUGAAGAAUAAGUUAUAAAUUUUUUUUAAUGUUAAUGUAAAUACUCCGUAUGUAAUUAGUUUUUUAGGUGAGCGAUAUAUAAGCUCUUUCGAGGGUUUCUUUACGGUUCUUUACCCCCUCGCUUUUUUUGAACCGUCAGGAUAUUAAAUGUGGUUGUUCUUCAGUUAGUGUAUUACUCAUUUUCAAUAUUUAAAUAACAACUACAUUUUUAG
Cuscuta campestris is the source of this 1483-nucleotide messenger RNA. Lineage: Eukaryota; Viridiplantae; Streptophyta; Magnoliopsida; Solanales; Convolvulaceae. The record is from the annotation of a GenBank genome assembly.